Messenger RNA from Jatropha curcas, 1301 nucleotides. Its product is annotated as calmodulin-like protein 3. Lineage: Eukaryota; Viridiplantae; Streptophyta; Magnoliopsida; Malpighiales; Euphorbiaceae. The record is from RefSeq and is a predicted model, not a curated record. Gene Ontology annotation, molecular function: calcium ion binding.
AUAACUACUUUAACUACCUGACUUCCUCUCUCUAUAUAAUCUUGCAUUGUAAAAGAACACAACCCCAAAAUUAGCCUCCAAAAUCUUCUCUAACGGCCAAACAAAACAACACCCACCGCACAAUUCUUUCUUACCUCUCAAAUGCUAAAAAUUUUCCUUCUUUAUCAUCUUCUUCAUUCCCUUCUUGUCUAUUUGCUACCCAAGAAGCUUAGGUUUCUCCUACCUUCUUCUUGGUUACCCCACCAAGCCAAUUUCCCUCCCAACAAAAAACCUCCCUCCUCCUCCUCCAACACCUCCUCCUCCUCCUCUUCCUCUGUUGUCCAUAAAAGAAUGGACACCACUGAACUCCGCCGUGUCUUCCAAAUGUUCGACAGAAAUGGCGAUGGAAGAAUCACAAGAAAGGAAUUAAGUGAUUCGUUAGAGAAUUUGGGUAUUUUUAUUCCGGAUUCGGAAUUAACUCAAAUGAUCGAUAACAUCGACGUUAAUGGCGAUGGGUGUGUAGACAUUGAAGAGUUUGGUGUUCUGUAUCAGUCUAUUAUGGAUGAGAGAGAUGAGGAGGAGGAUAUGAGAGAGGCUUUUAAUGUGUUUGAUAGAAAUGGAGAUGGGUAUAUUACUGUUGAUGAAUUAAGAUCUGUUUUGGCUUCUCUUGGGCUUAAGCAAGGGAAGGCAGUAGAGGAUUGUAAAAGGAUGAUAAUGAGGGUUGAUGUUGAUGGUGAUGGAAUGGUUAAUUUUAUGGAGUUUAAGCAAAUGAUGAAAGGUGGUGGUUUUAGUGCUUUGAGUUGAUUAAUUUCAAUUAAUUUAGCUUGAAACUGAAUUCACAGAAAGGGAAAAACUUUCCUAAACCCGGCCGAUUUGUUCAUAUACUACACUCACAUAAUGGGUGUGAUUGUGGAUGUUCAUGUACUCGGCCUAGACAAUAAAUUUCUCCAUUCUGUAAAUAUUUUUGCUACCGAAAGGAAGUCGAUGGGACGGACUCGAUUUCGCCAUUUGUCAUCGUUGAUAAGCGGAAGCGGUUGGAUCAUUGACAUUUUUUAUACAUCAGGUAAUGCCAAAUCAUCAUUGCUAUUGAUCCCUAGAUUGGGGAACAGAAAAAUUGAAAGAAGGCAGGUUGGGGCAAAUUUGGGAGGAUUGAAACAAUAUAAAUAUUUUUGGUAGUCACAAAGAGACUAUCUGUAUUGACUAGUUUUGAGGGUGUGUUUUUGUUGUUUUUAGUUCGAAUGUUGUAGGAUUGGCUUGGUGGGCUACCUACUGUUUCUAAUUAUGAUAAUCUCCUCAAUUCUUUUUUUUUUCUUUCUACCUUA